This is a messenger RNA of Ixodes scapularis (black-legged tick), 5332 nucleotides long. It is a transcript of the gene hzg, whose product is annotated as carboxy-terminal domain RNA polymerase II polypeptide A small phosphatase 1. The record is from RefSeq and is a predicted model, not a curated record. Gene Ontology annotation, molecular function: RNA polymerase II CTD heptapeptide repeat phosphatase activity. Bases 1035 to 1835 code for a protein of 266 amino acids. NCBI's taxonomy places the organism in Eukaryota, Metazoa, Arthropoda, Arachnida, Ixodida, Ixodidae. The transcript has 8 exons.
GAUAGAGGUAGGUUCACAGCAAUAUGGCGCCUUUCGCGAUUUGUAUCGUAAAAGAGGGAGGUAGUGUCGCUGUUCUAAACUGAAAAGCGCGCUCGGUGCGUGCUUUUUUUCACGCUGCGGGUGUGUCCGAAGACCGCUUGCAGGUCCUGCACUACAAAACUCGGGGCAACUAGCACGGAAACCUGCGGGCGGGAGCAAAAGUCGUCGCGCGUAUUUAGCACAAUUUUACGCUUUAGGGUUAGCCCCGUUAGCGGUGUGUGCUUACAAACUGCGCUUAGCUACUGCUCGCUCCAACCAAUGUGCUCGCUUUUUGACCUGUGAGCAGGAAAAAGGACGCUUUGUUGACAUGAGUCCUAUAUCGUGUAACCAGUACCAAGGCUGUCAUCUCCGUGCUGUCGCGGCAGGCGCGGCGUGGGGAUUGCGAAGAGCAAGUUGGGCUGUUUACAAGAGAGCUUCCCCCGUCUUUGCAGUUCAGAGCGCCUUGUUCUACGCACGCAGCAUUUCUGGCGAAGCGUAGUUUUCAUUCAUGAGCGCUUAAUCGGGCACUCCAAAUGCGAGGUUUACUUUUUCGUUUUUCGCGACCACCGCGCUAUCCAGACCACGGGCGUGAAAACAUAGCAAGUCCAAGGUCCCAUCGCGUGCGUGUAUUGGGAAAGGUGGCGUGGUCAUGCAUCCUAUAUUUUUUCCUAAAAAAAUUGGCCUACGUUUUUGCUGCGUUUUAAUGGAGUAUAUAUUCACAUUUGAGCCGCCGGUACCGCUUGACUGGAGUUAGCGCGCAGAGGGGUUCGAACGGGGGAUGACCAACCGUUAACGGGAAUUUUCGCUAGUGACCCAGCCAUGUGUCUGUGAGCUCGCCUGUGUGUGCAGAUCUGUAACGUUCAGUGCGCUAGUCUGCUGAGUUUGGUUCUUUCGAGUGUCGCUUAGCCUAAAGUCGACCCGGUGGAUCGUGGAGCUCGCGGCAAGACGCGAAGCUGUAGCAAUGGCCAGUGUACUGGGACCGCACACGUAAAACUCGUCCGGGACCGCUCUCGAAGAUGGGUGAAGCCCCUGUCCCGGCCAGCAAAAAGCCCAGGCAAAGAGGCUUCCUGAACACCCUCCUGUGCUGCUUCGGUAGCAACAACCAAGGUGCUAGCAACCCGGUGAUCACCGAAGAAAAUGGGCAAUAUUCCCCCAAGUUGCAGGGAAAGUUCCUAUUGCCUCCUGUGCGUCAUCAAGACCUACACAAGAUUUGUCUCAUCAUUGACUUAGACGAAACCUUGGUUCAUAGUUCAUUCAAGCCCAUCAGCAACGCAGAUUUUGUCGUUCCCGUAGAAAUAGAUGGUACAGUGCACCAGGUUUAUGUUUUAAAGAGGCCUUAUGUAGAUGAGUUCUUACAGCGAGUGGGAGAUGCUUACGAAUGUGUCUUAUUCACGGCCAGCCUUGCAAAGUAUGCAGACCCAGUGGCUGAUUUGUUGGACAAGUGGGGUGUUUUCCGGUCCAGGUUAUUUAGGGAGUCCUGUGUUUUCUACCGUGGGAACUACGUCAAGGACCUCGGAAGGUUAGGGCGAGACUUGCACAGGGUGGUGAUCAUUGACAACUCUCCGGCGUCUUACAUCUUCCACCCAGACAAUGCAGUGCCUGUGGGGUCGUGGUUCGACGACAUGUCGGACACGGAGCUUCGCGACCUGAUCCCAUUCUUCGAGAAGCUAAGCAAGGUGGACGACGUGUACUCUGUGCUGCGCAACUCGAACAACGCAGCGGCCACGGCGGCCACGGGUGGCGGCGGUGGCAUGGUGUCGCCGGCCUUCCCGACACCGCCGGGCACCCAGAUGAACGGCUUGCUGCAGAACUCCUAGCAUUCCCCGUCUCUCGUCGUCUUGCCUUUGCUGCCGUCCGAGCGGGGCUCCUCUUCAAGAGGCACGGGACCCGAGUGCCUGGGAGUGGUCAGGGGCCCACCACAGAUGUCUAUUUUUGCUACACAAGGACCUCCGUCGGGGAGGCCUGCAAUGCGGGUGCAGACGACGGCGUUGCGAGGGUAGUUGUGUGAGAGCCUCUGCCUGCUUAUGUAUACAUCUAUAGGUAUACAGUUUGAGUUCUAUGCUCUACAUAUUAAACUGCGCGACGAGAACGUGAUCUGGUGACCCUUCCGCUCUUGCCUCUCUCUUGCGUGCCGGAUGGGGGCGGGUUCCUUUCCCCUGGCAGCGGCGGUGCUUGUGAUGGGCGGCUCUUUUUUUAAACGAGUUUUGUUAGCUCUCGUUUGUUUGGGGUUUUGCAAAUGGCCGUCUGCAUGCUUCAGUUUGAAGCACUCUUGGCUGGGGGGCUCCUUUAUUUCACACCAUCUUACACUUGGCUGUAGUUGCACACCCAGCCAUUCCAAAGUUUCACAAGCUAGAGAAGCACAAACCUAAGGUUCUGUGUUCACCCGAGUCUUGUUGCUUGCUGCUGGGCUGCAGGAAAGAUGAAAAACAAAUUGGCGGCUGGAGGUUUUAAUAUGUACCAUUGUCUGGGGCCCACACCAUAUACUAUAUACACAUCUGUGUGUAUGCAUGUAAUAUGCAUUAGUGUACGUUUGAUGUGCCAAUUUCUGGAACCUGUUCUGUGCGUUGCUAGCUCAACUUGCAGGGCCAGACGGCGUGUAUGAAUGCUCAGGGCAUGUGUGUGUGCCGUGCGGAUUCAGAGGAAGUUGGGGGUACUAGGUGCUGCUAUGCUUGGAUUUGCCUUGGGAGUGCACAUCUAACAUGGAAGAAAAUUUGAAGCCUAACAAUAAAGGUAGCCUGCUGCCUAGUAUAGAAGCAAACUUUUUCUUUGGAAUUAUUUUGUGUGCUUUUAUUUAGUUUUUAAGUGCGUUUCUCAUUAUAGUAUGUGUCGAUUUGGCCCCUUUGGGUCUUUGUUGCAUCGUUAGCAGUGGCCUGAGCCUACCUGCUGUGCAUGGAGUACAAAAGUGAAUUGAACGCGUCCCAGUGUUCCAAGAUCCUUUCCUUUGCAUUUUGCACGAUUCCUUCGAUUUUCAGUAAAGAAGUUGGUGUAGAAAUGCGAGGGACACAAAACCGCAUUACGGGUCCUCCUCCAGUAACAAUGCUAGUCGAAAGACAGAUGCUUUUUUGAUUCCAUCGGUUUGUAGAAAGGCUCGCUUGUUUUGUCACCUUAAUUAAACGUGGCUUUGACAUUCUGGAUGAUUGUUCUGUAUUUAGUACACUGACAAUUAAAUUAAUUUGUAUAUCGAGUGUGCCUUUUUUUCCCUUCUCACUUGAGCCCAGUGUGUCCAAUGUUAAUGUUGGUGUAGCUGUCCAUUGCUUUUGUGUAGCUGACUUUCUGUCCUACAGUUUUGUUCAAAUAGCGGCAUUGAUCAAAUUUCGGAACUGCAGAUUGGAAACUAGCGAUGAAGUGUGGCGCUUGCUUGUGUGCAUGGCGUUGAGCUUGUCUCUGUAACGAAGCUUGUCUGUAAUUUGCCAGCACCGCUAUGGGGCUCCAGGUGCAAAGCAAAUAGAGUGCAUUGGGCUUAGUGCCUCUGUUCAUCUUGAAUUUUACCCUCACCUUUCUUUUUACACCAAAGCAAAUGGUCUUGAUUGGUACACUUUCACAGUAUUAGAUGUCCGGAAUUCCAGCACUCUUCUGACCUUCAGAUGCAACGAGAAACUGGAAGCAGCUUGGCAUGUUAAAUCCCAGCACAUGUCUAUUUCAAGAUGAAAACCUUUUCAGUUUUCUCUACUCUGGAGCAGGUCUGCUAGAACGUUUUAGUCUCUUAAACAUAUCAGAUUGUGCGUUUUCACUCGAAUGCUGCACUGCAAAUGUCUUGUGAAGUGGGUGCGGAAUUGCGGUGCAACUGCUGUGGCCGUACUGGAGGUGAGACUUGGAAAAGAGAAAAUGGGGGCCUUGCAGCUGUCUGUGUUGUCCUGUUUCUUUUAGCCUUUCUGUUUUCUUUGUUCACGGCAAGGCUGAGGUUGUGCUUUGAGACCUGCUUUUGUCUGGUGGUCCACCAACAUUUGGGAGGGUUCAAAUUGAAGGCAAAUGUCGGGGGAGCGUGCAUUUUCAAAGGCCUUUGGAAUUCAGAUAUCUGUGGUCCUGUGCGAUUUGACCUGUACAAAGUAUGUUCUGGGAAGCUGACGUGGGUUCUGUAAAUAUUUUGUGCGCACCAUGCAGCUAUUUAAGCGUCUCGAGAGUACAGACUGCGGAGAUCCGCGUUCAGUUUGAGGAAUGAUUUUUCAAAGUGCUAAUAUUUUUGUGUGGUCGGUCUAAUUUCAUGAACACGUUUUUUGGGUUUAUGUUCCUCUACGCCGAUAAAGUUUUACAAUCCUGCGUUGCACUUGAAAGGUUUGGGGGUAGAGAGAUUUAUAAUGCCAUACGUAAACUGCAAUUUCACGAUGCUCAAUCUUUUCAUUAUCCUGGCCACAUCGUUGGUUAUGCUGAGCUGCAGGUGUAAUUACAAGUUUUUGCAAGCAAUGUUUUCUACUUACCCUAAUGUUACCCCGUGACAAAAGGUUUUCGAGGCAUGCCUGACUAGGAGUGGUUUUAUGAAGGCGAGCACAAUUUUGCCCAUGUAUUGUAAAUAUUGUGCAUUUUUGUAAGGAAUGCAAGGGCUGUCCCCCUCCCCCUUUUUUUCCCCUGAGUUCUGCUAUUCCUACUGGGUUUUUGUUUAAUUGUAGAGAGCAAUAACUUGGUUUGCGUUACUUUGCCUUGCGGAUCACUAACACAUGUGCGAAAGAUAUACUCGUAAGAAAAUUUAACACUACAGUUUUGGGAAUGGUUAUGUGGUGGCUAUCAAAUUUUUUUCUUCUCUGAUGUUUGCCUAACAAUGGAGCACUCUUGAGAAUCAUAAGAAUGCAAUCACUGUGUAGUAUAGCGCUUCUCUGUAGAGGCUUUGCAUGACACUCGGAUUUCUGGGCCUCUUGAUUGCGAGCUACAAUUCUAUUUGAUUUCCUUGAGCCUUGGAGUUCCUCUAUUAAUGGGAUGCUAGUGUAUUGAAGUACUGCAGCUUGGUUGGGCGUGGUCUUACACAGGCAGUGUUGGCAGUGGCGGCUGUUGUGCGUAGGGGUGGUUGUUGUGAGGCUUCCAAGGGUGAGCUGUCUACCAGAGUCUGAGCAGAGCAUUGGGUGGCUGUCAUUGGCUCUUGGGGCUGCGACAUACUGCGGUUUUAUCACUUUUUUUUUUUAACACAACAUACUGCCUUUUGUGCCUUUUCAUCCCCAUGUUGAUAGUUGCAAAAACAAGUGUCUCCGGUGCGGGCGUGUCAUUUUUUUUUUAUCCGCUCCGAUUGUGUAAUACCGUUUGUUUUGUAGAAAAGCACCGGAUUUUUGUAUAAUAACAAUGUUCCAUAAUCUCAAAUGUAUCAUAGAUUAAAAUAUUUGAGCUUGUA